AUGGCCGAACGGCGUGUGGAUCCUAUCUCGGUGCUGGGCAAGGAGGUUGCUCCCAUCCUUUUCUCGUACCUCCAACUGCCGCACAGAACUAGAGCAGAACGUGUAUCUCGUGGGUGGAGAGAAGCAAUUAUGGAAGCGACGAGGAAUGAAACCAAACCCGUCUGGGUUUAUAUUAUCUUCAGGAAAAACCAUUGCUCAGGUCAUGAAAAAAUGACGGUGAACAUCAGCUUUGAUGGACCAAUUUUCUGGAAACGUCAAGUCGCCUACAUCUACUGCUGUUCGUGUCACUUUGAUGAGCAUGAGGGUCCGUUGAUGGCUAUUCUGGAGAAGUUCGAACAACGAGUGGAGCGUGUUUGUCUGGUCGACAAGCCUGUCGAUUACCCAUUCCUCCCGGACUCUCUCUUCUCCUACAUGGCUAACAAGAUGCCAAAAUUGCAGUUCAUCUACUUGCGCGAGUUGGACUUAGAGAAAAUCAACAGAGGGACCGUAGUUGAACUUGCCAAUCAUCCAAACUUGAAAAAGGUGAUCGUUCACCUCUGCCGCAACUACGAAGUACUCGAGGACUUCCGAAACCUGCCACAACUUUUGGUCGUGAAAGGAGAAAUCAUGGGACUCAAAGCAAUGUUGGGAGACUUCGAGGAGGAAAUUGCCAAGUCAACGGCUAGCAGUUCUGCUCAGUCAUCAGAGAAAUCAUCUCACUCGCCGGUGCCUGUCAAUAACGGAUAUUAA
Messenger RNA from Caenorhabditis remanei, 729 nucleotides. RefSeq lists its product as uncharacterized. Gene Ontology annotation, molecular function: protein binding. Lineage: Eukaryota; Metazoa; Nematoda; Chromadorea; Rhabditida; Rhabditidae. The record is from RefSeq and is a predicted model, not a curated record. The transcript is spliced from 7 exons. The coding region runs from base 1 to 729 and encodes 242 amino acids.